Messenger RNA from Phlebotomus papatasi, 779 nucleotides. RefSeq names its product glutathione S-transferase D7-like. The record is from RefSeq and is a predicted model, not a curated record. The transcript is spliced from 3 exons. Gene Ontology annotation, biological process: glutathione metabolic process. The coding region runs from base 41 to 706 and encodes 221 amino acids. Gene Ontology annotation, molecular function: glutathione transferase activity. NCBI's taxonomy places the organism in Eukaryota, Metazoa, Arthropoda, Insecta, Diptera, Psychodidae.
UUCUCUGAUAAGAUAGACCUUUAUUUUAAAAAAUAUUGAUAUGGCUCCCUUAAAAUUGUACCACUUCCCAGUGAGCCCUCCAUCCCGUAUUGCUGUCCUAGUAGUUAGGAACCUACAUCUAGACGUGGAAAUUAUAACAGUUGACUUAAUGAAUAGGGGUCAAUUGACCCCGGAAUUUUUAAAAAUUAAUCCGCAACAUACCGUGCCAACCAUUGAUGAUAAUGGAUUUAUUUUGUGGGAAUCCCGUGCCAUUGCUUCGUACUUGGUUUCGGCUAAAGCUCCUGGAAGUUCAUUGUAUCCGACGGACCCCAAGAAAAGAGCUAUUGUGGAUGCAAGAUUAUAUCUGGAUCAAGCUCUGCAACUUGCACUGACAGCAAUUGUCUUUCCAAUUCAUGCUCAUGGUGCCACAACCAUUGAAAAAGAUAAAAAGGACAAAGCUUAUCAGAUUCUCGAGAAUCUGAACACUUUUAUGGAAGGAAAACCAUACGCUGCUGGAAACGAAUUAACAAUUGCCGAUUUGGCUCUUUUAGCCACAAUAACAAGCUUUUAUGAAAUGGGAGCCAAUAUUCCGAAAUUCAAGAAUAUUACAUCUUGGUACAAAAGACUAGAGUCUAUCCCUGGCUUUAAAGAGAAUGGUGAAGGUGCUAAAGCUCUAGGAGAGUAUGUAAAAUCGAAAGUUACGGUUACCGGAACUUGGGAUGAUUAAUGCGAUAUCCUUUUAUUAUAAAGUAAAUUUUAACAGAAAUCAUAUUUUGUCAAAUAAAAAAGGGGCAAAGUGA